This is a messenger RNA of Priapulus caudatus, 735 nucleotides long. Its product is annotated as testis-expressed sequence 264 protein-like. The coding region runs from base 10 to 735 and encodes 241 amino acids. NCBI's taxonomy places the organism in Eukaryota, Metazoa, Priapulida, Priapulimorpha, Priapulimorphida, Priapulidae. Gene Ontology annotation, cellular component: autophagosome membrane; nucleus; replication fork. The record is from RefSeq and is a predicted model, not a curated record. Gene Ontology annotation, biological process: protein-DNA covalent cross-linking repair; reticulophagy. The transcript has 3 exons.
UCCAGCAAAAUGGAUACAGAAGUAGAAAUCGUAUUGUUAUCUGCUAUAUUUGUACUUAUCGUACUGAUAUUCGGCACAGUCUUUGGGCUAUUGUACUAUUCUGGCAUUUUUCACGAUGUUGUCAUUGGCGCAGGGAAACCGCCAGUGGCAAACGUCGAAGUGGCGUACCUGAUCGGACGGGGUCCAUAUAAACAUGCGGGUAAACUAUUCACUCAAGUGACCGCAGCAGCACCCAUGUGUCGUGGUAUAGGCCUGUAUUAUGACGACCCUCACGAGGUCCCGGCAGCAAAACUUCGCUACAUCGUCGGCGCAAUCAUCGCAGAAGGCAGCGAACUCCCGGACAAGAACCUCAAAGACAUUCUCACGUCGAAAGGGUUUUCGUUUGCAUCGUUCCCCGUCGUCACUCACGCUGUGACAACCACUUUCCCUUACAAGACCAUCAUCUCCGUCUUCAUCGCCGUGUCAAGAGUGUAUCCGAAACUUGGAGAAUACAUUAUAAGCCGUGAGGAGAGCAAGAGUCUGGAACGCGUCGACACGGACGCGCCGCAGCGACCGACGCCGCCCGGCGAGCCAGCAGGGGGCAGCACGAGUGGCAGCGGGACGCCAGAGAGCGAGGCGGCGGCGGUGCAGCGGGCCGAGAGGUCACGAACCCCGAGUCCGGAGAGCCGCAAUGGCAACGAGCAGAGCACCGGGUCCUCGUUCGAAGAUCUCGGGCAGGAGGAGGCUGACGUGUGA